Rhizophagus irregularis DAOM 181602=DAOM 197198 is the source of this 1258-nucleotide messenger RNA. The record is from RefSeq and is a predicted model, not a curated record. NCBI's taxonomy places the organism in Eukaryota, Fungi, Glomeromycota, Glomeromycetes, Glomerales, Glomeraceae.
CUAUUUCUCAACCCAAUAGUCCAACUUAUGACCACGCCUAUUUUCGCAACAAAGCAUUGGAUCAAUAUCCUAAUUUAUAUAGAGAAUUUAGUAGUGAAAAUGUUAAUUAUUAUGGAAUUACUGACAAGACUUCAUGUCCAUUAUGCAAGUUAGAUCAUAAUGAUGAGGAAGGUAUAAAAGGUAGAUAUGAAGCCAGAUCCUAUUUUAUUAAAUGUGAACAGCGUGAAAUUGAGAUAGUUGCAUAGUCUCAUUAUUUUAUAUUAUAUUCUAUUUGCUCACGCUUCAUUGUGUAAUAUUUUUUAGGGCUAAUUAUGUCAACUAUUAGUCUAUUACAAAAUUUAAAUUGAUUCGCAAUCAUAGAAAAAAGUCAACAUGUCCAAGUCCGAUAAAGUAUUAACCCCCGAAUAUCUGGAUUGGCAUGCCAAAUUAACUGGUUUACCAAGUGUUUUGACAGAUAGGAUUCGGUCCAGCUUAUACAAAAAAUAUAAAAAAGAAACUGGAUAUGAGUCAUGGCAAUUAUCAAAAGCCCGCCUUCUCAUAAAUUUGAAGCCAGAAAACAAAGUAUCCUAUUUAUCUUUUUCUGAGCAAUGUGAAGAAAAAGGGCCUAUCACCUUCGAAGCCAGACCCGAUCCAGAAUCAAUUAUCAAAUCCAUCUUAGAGCACUUCCCAUACUUGAAAUUCGGAAAUAGUUUCAGAGGGAUUGAUAAUUAUGAUUUUAUAUCACCUCAGCCGUGGAGCUCAUCAUGCCCUAUUUGUGAUGGAAAACAUGGGAAUUAUGGAUUACAUGGCAAAUGGUACUGCGAAAUGGGAAUCAGCUCCCUUAUAAUCCUGAAAUAGCGAAGUUCUAUUCUCAAGAUAAGUUGGAAUAUUGUCUCACCUGCAACACUUCAAGCAAUAAACUCAAGUUCGCGAUAAUAGCCACGUGAUGGCAUUUUUGCGAAAAAAAGCAUUGGUAUCUGUAUGGAUCAAUAGUCAAGGCAGUAAAUAUGCGAUUAUAUCAAAGGAUCUCACUCGAUAAGCAUAUUUUGAGAAUGCAGUCCUAAAUCAGCCUAUUUCUGCAUGAGAGAUAAGUAGUUUAUUAAGUAACGAGAUCCGGGAACUUCACAUUCCAUAUAGUCAUUUUAGAUUAAUUCUAUUAUUCGCAUAGUUUCGCAAGUAUAAAAAAUUCUGUGACAAUUGAUUAUGCUUGGUAUCAUGUGAUUAUUACUAAAUCUGUGCGACAAUCGGUCUUAUAAAUAUCCGUUUCAAAGAAAUCUCC